UACUCGGCCCACGACAAUAUGGCGUCCCAACUUGGUGGGUUUCAAACGAUUUGCGUUAAGUUCAGCGAAAAAAGUUGUUCGUAUCACUACCUGUAUUUCAAGAAUCACAUAACAAGAGAUGGAGAUACAACGAAACCACCAAAUAAGACACUCUUUGUGGUGAACAUUCCCCCAUAUUGCACAAAGGGUUCCUUGAAAAGACUGUUCAGUAGUUGUGGCGCCGUAAAAGACGUAUUUCUCGUCAAACAACCGGGGUCGACGGAGAAGGAUGAGGCAGGCUUAGUCAUCCCGUCAGAAAGUGUCAAGGGUUUUAAGGUCGGUUACAUUGUCUUCAAAAAGUCUUCUUCUUUGAGUGCAGCAUUAAACUUAGACAAGUCUACAGUAAGAGUGCUCUCAACGGAGAAAAGUCCAAUACCGACUGGAAUGAAAAAAUGGAUUGAAGAAUAUCACAUGCAAUAUCCAGAUACAAAAAAGUUACAGCUUGAAGUGGAUAAAUUUAUGGCAAAGUUUGAUGAGGAUAAAGAGAAGAGUGAAAGAGUUGAGGCUGAAUCACGUAACCAAGCUGAUGACGAGGGCUGGGUAACUGUAGGGAGAGGUGGAAGGAACCCAGCUGCUCCCAGACUGGAUGCCACUGAGCUAUGGGAAAGAAAAAAGAGGAAAAAGAAGCAGGCACUAUUAAACUUUUACCACUUUCAACAACGAGAGACAAGAAGAGAACACAUCGCGCAUUUGCGAAAGAAAUUCGACGAGGACAAGAAAAGAAUCGCUGAAAUGAAGUCAGCCAGAAAAUUUCGACCCUAUUGAUUGCUCUGAAUCAUUUGACUUUUAAUGAGGCGUGCGUUGCUAUUUACUUUGACAACAUUCAAAUGAAAACGGGAUUUCGACAAAGAAGGUUUACUUUUCUGUUGUUGCUAAUAUCUGAGACGUGUACAUGAAAGUAUGGUUAGGAGAGGCAGUUAUUUUUUUUAUCAACAUUAACGCCCCGCAUACACCGUGAAUAUUUAAUUUGAUCACGUAGCACUCAUUGAGCCCCGGAGCAAAAAGGCCAUUCACUCGUAACAAAGAGCUUCAAAAGUCACUCCAGAGUGUUAAGCGGCGAAUCUAAGAAAUAAAAGAAAACAAAGUUUAAAAUAAAUCAGCUCUUGUAAAGAAGGAAAAAAUUGUGCCUUACGGCAUUUUCCGUUCAAAGUUGUUAUCUGCGUCAUUCAGUUGAAACCUCACGGCGAUGCAAGGAACUUUUGAGUUAAAUGUACGUCACUAAAGAUUCCAAUAUAUUUGAAUAGAUCCUUGAUUAGUCUAUUUUGAAAACAAACUGUGGUGUAGGUUUCGCAAGCACUAAAACACGAAAACGCAAACUUGAUAUCUGAAUGAUGAACAUUAAACAGCCGCAGCGAAUGACAAAAAUUCCAGUUGGUCAUCGUUGGAUUUAAGUAUUUGGUUCUGUGUUUUUGAAAACUUUUCACGCCAGGUUCACAGCUCUAUGAAACCUGUAAGAAAUACUGGGAAAAUAAAUUCAGGAACUCUUUACGGUGA
Messenger RNA from Stylophora pistillata, 1533 nucleotides. RefSeq names its product ribosomal RNA-processing protein 7 homolog A. Gene Ontology annotation, molecular function: RNA binding. Gene Ontology annotation, cellular component: UTP-C complex; CURI complex. NCBI's taxonomy places the organism in Eukaryota, Metazoa, Cnidaria, Anthozoa, Scleractinia, Pocilloporidae. The record is from RefSeq and is a predicted model, not a curated record. Gene Ontology annotation, biological process: ribosomal small subunit assembly; rRNA processing.